GGGCACGAGGCGUUGAGGCAGGGCAAAGUGACCAGCUGCCCUUCAUUGCCAGCUAGGGACGAGCAUGCGGCCACUGCCCCACCCGGCUGCCCACGAUCACUCGUCUGCAGAAAUGUCAGCCACCGGCGCCCAGGGCCUGCGUGCCACCUACCACCGGGUACUUGAUAAAGUGGAGCUCCUGCUGCCUGAGAAAUUGAGGCCGUUGUACAACCAACCAGCAGGUCCCAGAACAGUAUUUUUCUGGGCUCCAAUUAUGAAAUGCGGGUUGGUGUGUGCUGGAUUGGCUGACAUGGUCAGACCUGCAGAAAAACUCAGCACAGCCCAACCUGCUGUUUUGAUGGCUACAAGGUUUAUUUGGUCAAGAUACUCACUUGUAAUUUUUCCCCAAAACUGGAGUCUGUUUGCUGUUAAUUUAUUUGUUGGGACAGCAGGAGCCUCUCAUCUCUUUCGUAUUUGGAGAUAUAACCAAGGAUUAAAAGCUAAAGCAAACAAAUAAGAGUUCUGAUCACCCUAACAACCUGGAUGUGGACAUAACCACUGGGACCUAGUUUGAUUUAUUAUUCAGUUGUCAGUGAGGUGAUGCUAACUGUGCUAACGUUUGUAAUGCAUAAAAUCUAACUGUAAUUGGGAGGUAGUACUUGAUUCAACAGAAAAAUAAAGCAAACUUUUAAUAA
Molecule: messenger RNA, 674 nt
Organism: Physeter macrocephalus (sperm whale)
Lineage: Eukaryota; Metazoa; Chordata; Mammalia; Artiodactyla; Physeteridae
Product: mitochondrial pyruvate carrier 2-like
Exons: 1
Coding region: 65-496 (143 amino acids)
Biological process (GO): pyruvate import into mitochondria
Cellular component (GO): mitochondrial inner membrane
Source: RefSeq, a predicted model, not a curated record